AUGGGCGGAGUUCUCUCAAUUCUGCGAAACACAGCCAAGGCUCUCAUCGCAGCAGCAUCUCUCUUAAGAGCUUUGUCAACCGAGUUCGAUCAAGCUCUGAAGCGUGCAUCACAACCCCCGGGUUUUCCGGUCCCCAAGCCAUCCGAAACUUACUGGCUCAGCGACCCUCCACACCCUGCACUAUGCGACGCAAGCUCGCCCAAACUACCGCAAACCGUAGAUGUGGUCAUUAUCGGUUCCGGGAUAGCAGGCGCUGCUGUUGCGCGGUCAUUAUUAAACGAGCGACGCCGUCGCAACAUCCGCACUGAUGAGAAAGUGGUGGUCCUCGAAGCUCGACAGCUGUGCAGCGGUGCGACUGCUCGGAACGGUGGCCACAUAAAACCUUCAGUGUACGAAAGCUUCUCUCGAUUCAGCAAGCUGUUGCCCAAAGAUCGUGCUGCUGCCCUGGCGCGUUUCCAGCUUUUGCAUGUCAAGUACUUAACAGAAUUAUCUGAAAGCGAAGGCAUUGAGGCUGCCGAAGCUCGGAAGGUCGAGACUGUGGACUUUUUUCUGGAUGACGAAAGUUUCCUCAAAGCUGUCGCCGAUGUUGAGGAGUUGAAGAAAUGGUUGCCUGAGGUUGAGAUUGCUGUGUGGAAGGGUGAUGAAGUGCAGAAGGUUCGACGACACCCCGAGAAAUUCGGUGUCAACAACAGCGUCGUCGGUGCUUUGUCAUACGAAGCAGGCGCUAUCUGGGCGUAUCGAUUCGUUGCAUCUAUCUGGAAUGGUCUUCUCAACGACUUCCCUGACACCCUCUCUAUCGAGACAAGGCUACGCAGCAAGAUCGUGGGCGCACGAGCCCACAUGUCCGCUCAGCAACCAGGACAAACAUUCCCAUAUGCUGACGGCAUGCGCUCAUGGAGUGUAGUCUACGGCGAGGGUUUCGACUACGUCACACAACGUCCACCAGCCACCAGUGGUCCCAAAGGAGAUCUGAUGAUCGGAGGCGGCUUCGUGCGAUCGCUGAAACAAGGUAUCGAUCAAGUCGGUCGGUAUAACGAUGGCCCUCAACUCGACUUAUUGACCGCCGCACACAUAGCGGGUGUCUUUCCGGCAGUGUUUCAUCCCAAAUGGGGUGCUGGUGCAGAGUUGAAGCAGAUGUGGUCCGGCAUCAUCGGUCUGACUGGCGAUUACAUGCCAUUCGUCGGUCGCUUGGAUGCAAAGCUAACGGGGCGGGAUAUCAAAGCACGAAAACGCGUGGCGUCUGACAAGGACUCGUGCGGGGAGUGGAUUGCGGCGGGCUUCUCGGGAGAAGGGAUGGUGUGGGCUUGGCUUUCAGGUGCUGCUCUUGGUAUCAUGAUUGCUGGUAGUGAAGAAGAGGACUUGCCUGAAGCUCCGGGGAGACCGGGUGGCAAGUUAUCGGAAUGGUUCCCGAAUGAGCUCUUGGUGUCGAAGGAGAGGAUGCGCAGCGCUGAUGUUAGUAACCUGGCUAAUUAG
Molecule: messenger RNA, 1473 nt
Organism: Alternaria incomplexa
Lineage: Eukaryota; Fungi; Ascomycota; Dothideomycetes; Pleosporales; Pleosporaceae
Exons: 3
Coding region: 1-1473 (490 amino acids)
Cellular component (GO): cytoplasm
Molecular function (GO): oxidoreductase activity
Source: RefSeq, a predicted model, not a curated record